CGUUGUGGUUCCCAAGUGUGGUUUGGUUGAGUUUGCUGCUGUGUGUAGGAUUUUGACACAUUUUUAUUGGUCUUCCCCGACGAACGACGCACGACGAAACGACGAAUAGCGUUCCAUUCUCAGAAGCCGGCUUUGCUAAGAAGUAGUGCUCAAGUUAUUGGUUUCAGACCCCAGAAUGCUGCCUGUGCCGGGACGACUGCGCACGGCGAGGGGUCUGCGUGCAUUGCUGAUCGUUACAAUGGUCGCCAUCAUCAUUCUGCACGGGUUCCCAUCCGUCUUGAAGGUGCAGAUCUGGCGCGGGAUGCGGUUGAGCGACGCGCUCGAGUUGGCCGUGCCGCUGAUUGUCUGCGCACUGCUCUUCACGCUGAUGCACGCACAAGUCACUGGAGUGCGCCAGACGCUUGGUGCCAUGGCUGAUAUGCUGCGCGGCCGCAGGAGCCGGCAGAAUAGCGACAAGCCGUGGCGCGACGGCGGCGCGAAUCAGGAGGAACUACGUCCAAUGCCAGCCAAUCUCGACCUCCCGCCGUCCGCUCAAGCAGACCCGGCAGCCGGCGGAGGUGGCUUGCUGAGCUCGGACAGCUCUGUUCUCGUGCCCGAGCCGCGCGCGCUUGCUGCCGGCUAUUCAGUCACCAUGCUCGAAUUGCUCUGCUUUGUCAUUCCAGCCGCCAUCUACGCUACCGGCCACGGCGCACAUACAUUUGCCAAUAGGAUCAAGGGCUUGCUCAAGACGGAAGUGCCCGAAACCAGCAAUGUGUUUAUCGUGGCCGACUUUCUUGACGAGAAGCUGUCGCAUUAUGUGUCGAUGGCGGGAUUGUACUUGAUGCUCCUCGCAUUGGUGUGGCGACACUCGACCAGUCUCCCGACCUUCCCAAUCACGAACGCCACAGCUGGCCGGAUACUGGCUCACAGGAUUGGUCUUGUGCUAGCUUCUCUCUUUUUUGGCGUGUUUGUUGGUCUGGCUGGGCUGCAAGGGCACGUCGCACCUGUGGCCAUCGCUCUGUUUGCGAUUCAGACCAUCGGUUCGUUGUAUGUCUUUCGAAAAACCCUCAGCCGAGACUUGAUAGUGGAGCACGCUCGGCCCGUGUGUGCUGCCAUCGUUUAUGCCUAUCCGGCGGCGAUUGUCACGAUGGUUGCAUUCGCCAUCAAAGACGGCGGAUUUUCCGGCGACAACAUUUUGUAGCACGCUCUUGUUUAUUUUCAGUGAUUCUGUGUGAGAAUUGAUUGUUCUUCUUAAUACCAAAGUACUUCAGGCAUUUUGUGAGGUCUCUGCUUCGGUCGCCUCAAGCCUCCCUCGCCA
Molecule: messenger RNA, 1297 nt
Organism: Capsaspora owczarzaki ATCC 30864
Lineage: Eukaryota; Filasterea; Ministeriida; Capsasporidae
Exons: 2
Coding region: 176-1180 (334 amino acids)
Source: RefSeq, a predicted model, not a curated record